Bacillus rossius redtenbacheri is the source of this 2424-nucleotide messenger RNA. It is a transcript of the gene VAChT, whose product is annotated as vesicular acetylcholine transporter. Gene Ontology annotation, cellular component: terminal bouton; membrane; AP-2 adaptor complex. The record is from RefSeq and is a predicted model, not a curated record. The coding region runs from base 379 to 2271 and encodes 630 amino acids. Gene Ontology annotation, molecular function: xenobiotic transmembrane transporter activity; acetylcholine transmembrane transporter activity. Gene Ontology annotation, biological process: transmembrane transport; xenobiotic transport; chemical synaptic transmission. The transcript has a single exon. NCBI's taxonomy places the organism in Eukaryota, Metazoa, Arthropoda, Insecta, Phasmatodea, Bacillidae.
UGAACCUGCUAAUAAUGUGUUUAUGUUUGUUUUUUGGUUCAAAUUCUUGAAAGAAUUAUAAAUGUGUUGGAUGUUUGUCUAGCCAAGUUUCGUCUCUGUUGUGCAGGAUUCAAAUUUGAAUGUUUGUUUACAGUAAAUUUUAUUUUUUUAAUAACUGAGGUGCUCAUGUAGAACCUAACAUAUAAAACUACAAAACACUUCAAACCAAACACAUCAUUUUCAUAUAAUUGUAAGAUAAUUAUAUAUUUUUUAAGUUUUUCUUUUGUAAACCAGAGCAGCUGCAUAGUUUCAUCGUCCUACUAUUACUGGAAAAAGUCAACCACGUCGUCGUCAAACUUAUUUUCUUCCUGUUGGCGAAGAGUGAUAGGAUUUUCCACCAUGACGACCAUCCCGAUACUAAACAUGGAGUUCGGAGAGGUGAGAGACGCCGUGUGGGCCAAGCUGCAGGAACCCAGGUCCCAGAGGAAGCUGAUCCUGGUGAUCGUGUCCAUAGCCCUGCUGCUGGACAACAUGCUGUACAUGGUGAUAGUGCCCAUCAUACCCGACUACCUGAGGUACGUGGGCGCCUGGGGCAAGCAGCCGGAGGCGGAGGUCGCGGCGGGGGACAACGAGACGUGGACCGCCGCGCCAGGGGCGCCCGUCGUGCGCGACCACCACGGCCAGGACUCCGCGACGGGCAUCCUCUUCGCGUCCAAGGCCAUAGUCCAGCUGAUGGUGAACCCCUUCUCCGGGGCGCUGAUAGACCGCAUCGGCUACGACAUGCCCAUGAUGGUCGGCCUCACCAUCAUGUUCCUCUCCACGGCCGUGUUCGCCUGCGGCCGCAGCUACGGGGUGCUGUUCUUCGCGCGCAGCCUCCAAGGGGUGGGCUCGGCGUUCGCAGACACCUCGGGCCUCGCCAUGAUAGCCGACCGCUUCACGGAGGAGAACGAGCGCUCCAAGGCCCUCGGGAUCGCGCUGGCCUUCAUCAGCUUCGGGUGUCUGGUGGCGCCGCCCUUCGGCGGGGCGCUGUACCAGUUCGCGGGCAAGGAGGUGCCGUUCCUCAUCUUGGCCUUCGUCUCCCUGGCUGACGGUUUCAUGCUUCUUCUGGUGAUGAAGCCAAUCAAACAGCAGAUCAAAGACUCCAAGAUGGAGCGGCCCAAGGGAACUCCGAUAUGGAGGUUGUUCAUCGAUCCGUACAUCGCCGUGUGCUCCGGGGCGCUAAUGAUGUCUAACGUGGCCCUCGCUUUCCUGGAACCCACCAUUUCCCUCUGGAUGGAGGACAACCUCACGACCGAUAACUGGAAGAUCGGGAUGAUCUGGCUUCCGGCUUUCUUCCCUCACGUCUUCGGCGUCAUCCUGACGGUGAAAAUAGCCAGGCGAUAUCCGCAGUAUCAGUGGCUCAUGGCCGCAGGCGGUCUCGCACUGGAAGGACUUUGCUGCUUCAUCAUUCCAUUUUCUAAUUCGUACAAGGUUUUAAUGAUUCCUAUCUGUGGUAUAUGUUUCGGCAUCGCCCUUAUCGACACCGCCCUUCUUCCUACACUUGGAUACUUGGUUGAUGUGCGAUACGUGUCUGUGUAUGGCAGUAUAUAUGCUAUCGCCGAUAUAUCGUAUUCAGUAGCUUACGCAGUAGGGCCGAUCAUAGCAGGUGGUGUGGUCGAGGCAAUAGGUUUUACUGCGCUUAACAUAGGUAUAGCAUUUUCCAACCUUCUGUACGCUCCGAUGCUCGUCUAUUUGAGGCACAUAUACGACUUCAAGCCGUUAGAAAACGAAGCGAACAUACUAAUGUCUGAUCCUCCAGAUAAGGAAUACCAGACCUAUACGAUGCACGAUCAGAAACCUGUUGUCGGGGAGUUCAAGAACCACUUAGAAUACGCACGCUUCCCUGAUGAAAACAAUUCUGUCGAUGCCUACUAUCCGGAUGGCCAUGCCACCAAAGUGCAAGAAACAGACAUCGACAGGCAAGACGGAGCAAACGGACAUCCAGCUGGAUCAGGGACCUACUUUACGCAACAGCACUCUCAGGGAAAUUACCAGCAGCAGGAGUACCAACCCCAACAGCACGCGUAUCCUUCCCAGCAGCAAGGUUACCAGGCCCAGAAUCAGGCCUACCAACCCCAGCACCAAAGUUACCAGCCUCAGACUACAACCCAACGCGCCCUGCCACAACAACCCAGCCAGUCUCUGGGAAGGACUGUUCCGUCUUCGUCAGACACAAACCCAUUCAGAGCGGGCAGUACAGGAGGUGGAGAGAGUGAAGUUGAUAAGAAUCCUUUCCGACAAGGCUUCGGGUAGUCUUAACGCAGUUGUUUUUUUUUUUCUUCAGAUAUUGUAGAACAUGUCCUUUCCACAAUGUAAAGAUUAGACAAUAUAUCGUCUGGUAGGCUAUAAAAAUGAUCAAUCCUCGAUAAUAAUAGUUGUUCUUUUAGUUUCUAAAAGUUUCCUUUA